AUGGCUCUCUUCCUCCAGCGUGUACAGACUGUGGGUUCGUGAUUAAUCUCUUCCAUGGUCAAAUAUCUAGAACUGUCCGCACAACACCUGAAGUAUUUUUACAAUCAAAUUUCAGGAGCAAAAAAAUCGUCUAGCACUUCCCACAUCCUUUUUUCAAGGCUGAGUAGCUUUACGGACUUCCUGUCACGUUGUAAAUCCCCGGGGGUACUCCUGAAAAUUAUUGGUGGGGGUGUGUCACCCCGCAACCUCGUCCCCAGGAAGCCAGGGAAAAGCGCCCUGUGGACGAGGUUGGUCGCCCGGUUCUCUAAAUCCAGGCCAACAAAUGUAAUUUUCCACACCCCUUUUCAGACCUGUCCUUCAGGCAGAAAUUAUGUCAUCAUUUCUUAGAUUAGUGGGCAACAAAAAAUUUCUUCAAAUGCUCUAGUUUGGACUUCGCAUCAGUUUCUACUUCGUUCUCUUAUUCAUUUGAAAUUAAAACGAUAAAUACGUUGACACACUCCUGGAGUUCCCAGAUCAAAGUAGGCAAAGUGUAUACCGGUUUCACUUUCAGCCUAAAAAGGCCCAAAAACCAUACGCUUGGGGGCGGCACAUACCCAUAUGGCUUAAAUAAGGGAGCACCCCUCCACCCAGGGUAUAAAACUCGUUAAAACAAUGCCUGUUUUCUAGAGAAUGUUCGCGAUUGUCAUAUAUCCAGACCUAUUGCUAAGACUUCAGCAACGUAAACAAGCACUUCCCUCUGCAAACUUCCGGUCACGUCUUAUGAGCUGUUGCCACUUGCCACUUCCUGUGCUAAUGAAUACAGUGAAACCCCACUUUACGGACACUCACUCAAUACGGACACUUCAUUUUUACGGACAGUUUGCUUUGUCCCUGGGGAAGAAAGCUCUUACAUUUUCUCUCAAUCCAACCCGCUUAAUGCAGACAACAGACCGGUUUAUUUCUUGCCCAGUCAACUGAUUUUCAUAGUAAGCCAACCUCGCUAAUGUGGACACUUCAUUAUCAACUGUGAGCUGAAACUUACCUUUCCUUUUUGAAGGUAAAAAAAUCUUUAGGGACGGACCAUUAGAAAACUUUUUGGGGGAAGGUACAAAAAAAAAAGCCAAGGGAAAAUUUAGUUGACAGUAACCCUAAAAAAUAUCCAUGCUAUGGCUUAAAAAAAAUUCAUACAAGGAAUUUGAUAACGAAAAAAAUUCCUGCGGCUCGAAAAUUCCCCCCCCCCCCCCCCAUAACUUUUCUAAUGGUCCCUUCCUUAGUUGACAGCAUAUCGAUGUUCUAAGUACUACAGUGCCGGCACCGGAUACGACGAUUUCUAGACGUCAAUUUCCGACUAAUUUUGGCAUCGAACUAUUCAUACAGAGAACGGUUUUGAUUAAGAAAUAUACUUAUAGAUGAGCGAUUUUUUAUAUGAUUGUUUCCGUGGAUUUAAGCCACGGAAUCACGGCUUUUGGAAGGUUAGAGAUGUUUAAUAUGAUGAUGCUUACGUCCUGUUUUAUAACUUCCCAUUUUUAAGAUCCCCUUUCAUCGUUCCCUGUUCAAAUUCUUCACUUUAAAAAUAGCCUAUCGAACGCUGAGAAAUCUUGUACAUUUGUCAUGUGACGUUGAAGUUCGUUGACUAAAAAGAGUUUUUUUUAAUCAAGCUCGUAAUCAGAAAUUAACACAGGUGAUAUCAUGAAAAUAGCGUCGUAACCUGUUGUAGCUUUGAUGAUCUCUGUAUGUGAUUUAAUAACGCUAAAAACGCUUGAUGCUAUCCAGAUGGGUUAGAGAAGUAAUUAAUAUCCACAUAGAUACUUAAGCUAAGAUGAUUGAAUGCGAGAUGGUUACAAUGGUUAAAAUUGUUAAUAUAUCCUCUCAUUUCAAUAGCCCAGGCUAAUACUUUAAAUACACUAUUUCUGUUAAUGCAGUUAAUGUUAAAUAACUCCCCGUGCGAAGUAUUUGUUCUGUCCCAAUUAGUUUUACGGUUUAUUUUUCUAUUUUUAUUAAAUCAGGUUUUAUUGGGCAAAUGUCACUACAUAAUUUUGAAAACACGAGACGCAAUGCCCACAGAUCAAACACCGAGAAUCGAAAAGAGUUCAGACAUCAGUUUUUAAAUACUUUGCCAAGCAAGUCUUUGGUCAGUCCUGUCUCGGACAAGACAGUAACAAAUAUACUUCGGUAUGUGCAUGAAUUCAGCAACUGAUCAACAUAUUCCAUCAACGUAUAAUAAAUUAUAAUUAUUUUUUCAUUACAUUAUUAUAGUCUUGUAUCUUCACAUCUUCCUUGUUCAAGUUGGGCCUCAACAUCAUUUGAAGUUGUCAACAAUCCUGAGAUUUUAAGCGCUUGUUCGUAA
Messenger RNA from Porites lobata, 2326 nucleotides. The record is from the annotation of a GenBank genome assembly. Lineage: Eukaryota; Metazoa; Cnidaria; Anthozoa; Scleractinia; Poritidae.